Colletotrichum truncatum is the source of this 1263-nucleotide messenger RNA. Its product is annotated as serine threonine protein. Gene Ontology annotation, molecular function: protein serine/threonine kinase activity; ATP binding. Gene Ontology annotation, biological process: vacuolar protein processing; protein phosphorylation; regulation of vacuole fusion, non-autophagic. Lineage: Eukaryota; Fungi; Ascomycota; Sordariomycetes; Glomerellales; Glomerellaceae. The record is from RefSeq and is a predicted model, not a curated record. Gene Ontology annotation, cellular component: Golgi apparatus; cytoplasm.
AUGGCGCAGAUGCUGCUUGAUGUGUUUUAUUCCUUCGGGAACUGCCUAAACUGCUUUCCUGGCUCGCCAUCCCUCAAGAUCAAUGGCCGUAACUUCAAGAUCCUCCGUCUUCUCGGCGAGGGCGGCUUUUCCUACGUAUACCUAGUCCAAGAUACCUCGUCUGGCGAGGAACUCGCCCUCAAGAAGAUCCGAUGCCCCUUCGGCGCGGAGUCCGUCGCACAUGCGAUGAAGGAAGUCGAGGCAUAUCGUCUCUUUGCCCGCGUGCCCGGGAUAAUCCACGCCGUCGACCACGCCAUCGCCACUGAGCGCGGCGGCGAGCCUGGCUCCAAGACCGUCUACGUUCUACUACCUUACUACCGCCGUGGAAACCUACAGGACCUGAUCAACGCUAAUCUCGUCAAUCACACCGCGUUCCCCGAGCGCCGUCUCAUGCUGCUCUUUCUCGGUGUAUGCAAGGGGCUCCGCGCGAUGCACAAGUACCGCGGCCCGCCGGCCGGGAUGGAGCGUAUGGAGAUGGGACACGGCGACGAGGAAGAUCAGGCUGACGCGUCCGGCCCGAAGAAAAAGGGCAAGAACAAGGGCGGAAAGAGGGUCAGCAGUGUUGCUGCGGCAGCGGGUGCGGACGAAGAGGACGAGGAGGACCAGCAGAGGCCGUUGAUGGAGGGCGAGACGCCCGGCGCAGGCGACGUCAAGUCGUACGCGCAUCGUGAUAUCAAGCCAGGAAACAUCAUGAUAGAUGACUCGGGUUCGAACCCGAUCCUGAUGGACCUCGGCUCAAUCGCCCCGUCCCCGAUCGUAAUCACUUCGCACUCCCUCGCCAUCGCGACGCAGGACACCGCCGCCGAACACAGUACGAUGCCCUACCGCGCCCCGGAGCUCUUUGACGUACGCACGGGGACGGUCAUCGACACCAAGGUCGACAUUUGGUCUCUCGGCUGCACGCUCUACGCUUGUCUUGUCGGCAAGUCCCCCUUCGAAGCUCGCUCCGACGAGACGGGCGGUUCGCUGAGCCUCUGCGUCCUCGGCGGCGACUGGCGGUUCCCCGACGAAGGUGUGAAGCGCACUGGUACAGGGAUGAAGGGGAAGGCCGUCGACUCGGGCAAUGGCGGCUCGUCGGCAGGCGAGACCAAGAUCAGCGAGCCCAUCCGAGAGGUCGUGAGGAAAUGUCUCAAGGUUGAGCCUGCCGAGAGGCCGGACAUUGACGAGCUCAUAGACAUGGUGGAGACUGUCAUCGAGGAGCUACCUCAGGAGGGGUCUUUGUGA